UUUGUGUUCAGGCUGGAGCAGCAACCUCUGAUGGAAGCCAGGCGGCAGGACUGGGGGGGAGAUCGCCUGGAUUUGUUUUCCCUCUCAACUGCCUGUUUCCGAGUCCCUCCCUGGGAAAAAGUGCUGCCCACCCAAGGAGGCAACCGAAUCUCCUGCUCUCUGUCUCUCUCUCUCACGCACCGCGUGAGUGUCUCGCUCGCUCAUUGAACUCAGUGCUUGUGUUUUCAGAUUGCUGGGACCUGAAAUCUAAGCGAAAUCUCAGCCUUCGCAUAAGCCUAGUGCUGCUGCAGCUGCCGAAGAGCAGAGAGAGGGGCUUCUUGGAAUCCAAUGGAUCUGAAAUCAGAGUCUAUGCACCGCCGUUGUUUUGGAAUAUCUAUAUGCUGAUCCUCUGUGGGGUGGCAAACCAGCUCAUUUGGGUGAACCAUCGGAGGAGAACAAGAUGUUUCUUACUACCUUGUACUUCGUUUUACCCUUAAUGAAUGUACUUUUGUCCGCAGAAGUGAGCGGGCUGCCAGGAGGAGACCGCCUUGACUGUGUUCGAGCCAGCGAUCAGUGUCUGAAGGAGCAGAGCUGUAGUACUAAAUACAGGACACUGAGGCAGUGUGUAGCCGGCAAAGAGAGCAACUUUAGCCGGGCGACAGGCCUGGAGGCGAAAGACGAGUGUAAAAGCGCCAUGGAGGCGCUGAAGCAGAAAUCCCUUUACAACUGCCGCUGCAAGAGGGGCAUGAAAAAGGAGAAAAACUGCCUGCGCAUUUACUGGAGCAUGUACCAAAGCUUACAGGGAAAUGACUUGCUUGAAGAUUCCCCCUAUGAACCAGUUAACAGCAGAUUAUCAGACAUAUUUAGGCUAGCACCAAUCGUAUCAGUGGAACCAGCACUUUCAAAGGGAAACAAUUGUUUGGAUGCAGCCAAAGCCUGUAACCUAAAUGAUACUUGCAAGAAGUUCAGAUCUGCUUAUAUAACACCCUGUACCAGCAGUACAUCUAAUGAAAUCUGCAACAAACGGAAGUGUCAUAAGGCUCUUCGGGUAUUUUUUGACAAAGUUCCCCCAAAGCACAGCUAUGGGAUGCUCUUCUGCUCCUGUCGAGAUACGGCCUGUACAGAAAGGAGACGGCAGACUAUUGUUCCUGUGUGUUCAUAUGAGGACAAGGAGAAACCAAACUGCUUGAAUUUACUGGAUUCGUGCAAAAAGAAUUACAUCUGCAGAUCUCGCCUUGCAGAUUUUUUCAUAAACUGCCAGCCUGAGUCACGGUCUAUUAGUAGCUGUCUGAAGGAAAACUAUGCUGACUGCCUCCUUGCUUACUCGCGGCUUAUUGGCACAGCUAUGACACCAAACUACAUAGACUCCAACAGUCUUAGUGUUGCCCCGUGGUGCGACUGCAGCAACAGUGGUAAUGACAUAGAAGAAUGCCUGAAACUUCUGAAUUUCUUCCAGGACAAUACAUGCCUUAAAAAUGCAAUUCAGGCCUUUGGCAAUGGUACGGAUGUGACUGUAUGGCAGCCAAUCCUAGCAGUACAAACCACCACAGCAACAACUACGACAGCUUCCAAAUUUAAAAACAUGGGCUCAGAGAGCACCAACAAUGAAAUACCCACCCACAAUGAUCUACCAGCAUGUGCAAAUCUGCAGGCACACAAGCGGAAAUCCAAUGAAUCUGUAGACACAGAACUCUGUCUUAAUGAGAAUGCUAUCGGAAAGGACAACACAGUCAGAGUCUCCACCAGUCACAUAUCUUCAGAGAAUUCAUCUGCUCUUCCUACAAGCUUCAGUCUAAGCACACUGCUCAUGUUGAUGACAAUUGCACUCUCAAUCUCUUUGUUCUUAAGUUCAUCAGAAACCUUGUAGCUGCAUUAUAAAAGGACAUGUUAAAACAAAACAAAAAAAAAUUCUGUUCCCUGUCCUCUGUUGUUUAUCUGAAAUUCCAGUUCUAGGAGCUGAGUUGAAGCACUCUGCUAAAACAGUUUCAUUCAACUGGAAUUCUUUCUUUCUUUCUUUUUUAAAGCUUCUUGUGAUAUUUAGGGGGCUUUGUGAAAUACUUGAUGCCGUGCUACAUUCCAAACCCAGAAGGCUUUUGGGCAUGCAGUGUUUUAAAGAGACAGUAUGUAAAUUGGCCUGUAAAGCAACCUGUUUGGAUUUUUUAUUUUUAUUUUAAUUCUGGCCUUUACCUAAGAAGGAAGAUGUCAGUUGUCUUAAGAUCCUAUUUAUCUCAUUUAAUGAUUUUGAUUUUAAAAAUGAAAUGAACAUCAGACUAACAAGGAUGCCAGGUUUUUGUCACAUGGUGAAUGUUCUCCCACAGAGUGGACUUCAUGAAACAUCUUCAUUUGAUAGUUUGCUACUGAUGUUAAACUCUUUCAGUGUAUUAGCAUUCUCCUCUUUAAAUGUUUAUGUAAUAUACGUGGUUCUGCAUUCCCUGCUGUGAAGCCAUUAUAAGUCACAUACAGGUGUACUGUGCAUCUUUCAGUUAAAAUCUCAUAAAAACAGAGUGUGAUAGCAAACUUUGACCAGUACUUCUAAAUUUUAAUUAAAUUUAGCCUUAAUGAGGGGUGAAAAUUCCUUAAAUUAACAAGAAGCAAUCGUUGUGAACACUUCAUAACACUAAAUUUAUUUAAAUUUUGAGGCUAUAUAUAAUAGAAACAAAUUUUGCUAAAGAGUUUCAAUUGUACAAUUGUUGGUCUUCUAUACUUCUAUUGUAAUAAUACAGUCUAGUUAUUUUUCUGUUGGUUUAAUAAAAAUGACAUACAAUUUAUUUCAUCUACUAAAACAGCAUUACCUGCUUAUAUUUACACAGUAUAUCAACUCUAAAAGUUAAGGGAGCUUUAUGCCUUAGCUCUCCAAUCACACCAAUGCAGACUGAAAAUAAGACAUAAAACAGAAAUGUGAUUGUGUAUCAUUUCUUAUACUACUAAAAUCAGCAUAUAAAGGGAUUGUUGCUUCAAUUAUGGGCACAGUCAUGCAAACCUCACCCAUGUGAGUGGUUUUUACUCACACGAGUAUUUCCAUUGUAGCUCACUGGGCUGCUGAUUGGAAUAAGGCAAUACAAGAUCGGGCCCAUACAUGGUUUAAAAGCAAUAUUGCUUAUGCACACAAUUUAAAUACUUUUGUUUUCAUUUGAUGACACCAACAUCCUAUGCUGAGUCAUGAUGAUUUUCUGCAGUAUCUAAAAAGGGAUUCUUUAAAGCUUUAAAUGUCAUCAAAUAGGCAGCAUAUUUCCUAAGGGCUGUCUGUAUACUUAACUGUGAUGGCUUGGUGACUGUUAUAAACAGUAAUCUGUUUUUGUUUUUAUUGAAAGUAGACGAUAACUGUGCUAGACAUAGAGUUCUUCAUGCUUAAUUUAUCGUUUUACACUGAAAACUAACAUGAUGUGUUUGGUUGAAAUUUCCAGAUCAGCUAUUUGUAAUAAAAAUACAAACUAGAAAUCCACUAAUGCUAGGAAUGUAAAAAAUAUCUCACUAACAAAUUGUUAAGCUAUUGGCUGAUCCGUACUUGGGAAUUUUCUUUUAACCAAGCUAAUAAAAGCAAUGCAAAAAAAUUCUCAAAUUCA
Pelodiscus sinensis (Chinese soft-shelled turtle) is the source of this 3542-nucleotide messenger RNA. Lineage: Eukaryota; Metazoa; Chordata; Testudines; Trionychidae. The record is from RefSeq and is a predicted model, not a curated record.